AACAAUUUUUAGGAAAGAGGAAAGCAAUAUGCAGUGAAGACUAAUGCAUUCUGUCUUUGCAUGGAAGGCAAGAAGCUUAUUUUUACAGGCAUACAGUAUCAGUUUUAAAGCAUAUUUCCCUUCAAUUACUUCAUUUUUCUUGGAAGCCCAUUUGCGCCAAAAAAAAAAAGAACCACAAAAAGUUAGGCAUGAUAAAAAAUAACAAUACUCAAAAUUCUAACAUACCAAGUCAAAAUUAUGAGAAAUUAAAGGGGUACUGGACUGACUUAAAACAUAAAUAUUAGUCAUUGCCAGCUCCACUGGUCCAGUCAACACAGGUGGCAGCAACGUGACAAAAAGGAGCAGUCAGCAGCAAGAUGGCAUGGUAGGCUAAACUGUGGGCUGUUUCCACUUUUUAUAUGUACUGUUGCAUAUUCUCUCAGCUUUACUGGGAGGUACAACUGUUGGUCAUUAGUAUAAGAAUAUAAAGAGAUGCUAUAGUGAAAAAUGUAAAUAAUUAACUGUUUUAGCAGCAACUGUUUUGUUUUUGUUUUAUUUUUUCUUAUUUGACAUUUCUGAUGAGGAAAAUUCCUGUUUAAACACUUUAAAGAGUGUUUAUUUGAUAUGAAGUGAAAUCAUGUUCAAGUAUGUUCAAUAACGACAAAUAACUUGUGUCUCUGAAGGUUGUAUAUAGAUGUAAGUUUGUGUUGAUAUGAUAAUACACCUUUAAUUAUUAUUUUAUGAGUCAUAGAGCUCAAGUCAGCCCAUUGUUUGGAAGGUUCCAUCCAUCAUAAUGACACCUUUAUGGUUCUGGAAUAAAACUCAACAGGAUUCUACAUUUGAGAACAUAUGAGCUCUGUAGAUCAUUUCAAUUAUCUUCACACUUUGAGUGCAGACGCAAAGAGACAUCCAGUGUUCAACUGUUUACAUUUUCAACAAAAUAUUUUUUACUACAAGCUUCAGCACCUCGCAGAGGCCAAGUGACGGCAUGUAUUACAUAGGUGACGAGGAGGCCAUGGCCAGACUAACAAUUAGUGAGAAAACACGACCACUUGACUGGCCAAAACAAAGACCUUAUAAAAGGAAAUGGGAAGCUGUUAAUCCAGCUGGUAUUAGAGGGCCAGUCAGCUUCGGUCCAGACAGAAAAAUGAGAAAAGUGGACCUAAGUGGAGAGCAGCCAAACCAAGUCGUUCUGUCUGUGACAGACAGAAAUACACCUGAGGCCAAAGAGAAGGAGGCUCCCUGUGUGAGGAGCUUUAGUACUGGUCGCUCUAGGGCCGUUGGGGAAUCCGUCAGAGUCCAGCAGACUUUGCCGCUGAGGAUUCCACCGGAGGCCCAAGAGAAGAUGGAUAUCCCUAUGAGGAGUCCCAGUCCCGCCAAAUGCUCCAAGGGCACCGGCGGGGAGUCCACCAGAGUCAAGCAGACUCUAAUAAAAGAUGCCAGACUCUGGUGGACCACAGUUGUGGAGGCUCAAAGAAAGCCGAAGGCACAACAAAGACCUUCCUAUAAAAGGAAAUUGGAGGCUGUUAAUCCAGCUGGUAUUAGAAGUAGUCCAGACAGCCUCCGUCCAGACAAAAAGAUAAGAGUGGAUACACCUGAGGCCAAAGAGAAGGAGGCUCCCUGUGUGAGGAGCUUUAGUACUGGUCGCUCUAGGGCCGUUGGGGAAUCCGUCAGAGUCCAGCAGACGUUGCCGCUGAGGAUUCCACUGGAGGCCCAAGAGAAGAUGGAUAUCCCUAUGAGGAGUCCCAGUCCCGCCAAAUGCUCCAAGGGCACCGGCGGGGAGUCCACCAGAGUUAAGCUGACUCUAAUAAAAGAUGCCAGACUCUGGUGGACCACAGUUGUGGAGGCUCAAAGAAAGUCGAAGGCCCAACAAAGACCUUCCUAUAAAAGGAAAUUGGAGGCUGUUAAUCCAGCUGGUAUUAGAAGGCCAGUCAGCGUCGGCCCAGACAGAAAAAGGAGAAGAGUGGACCUAAGUGGAGAGCAGCCAAACCGAGUCGUUCUGUCUGUGACAGACAGAAAUACACCUGAGGCCAAAGAGAAGGAGGCUCCCUGUGUGAGGAGCUUUAGUACUGGUCGCUCCAGGGCCGUUGGGGAAUCCGUCAGAGUCCAGCAGACGUUGCCGCUGAGGAUUCCACUGGAGGCCCAAGAGAAGAUGGAUAUCCCUAUGAGGAGUCCCAGUCCCGCCAAAUGCUCCAAGGGCACCGGCGGGGAGUCCACCAGAGUCAAGCAGACUCUAAUAAAAGAUGCCAGACUCUGGUGGACCACAGUUGUGGAGGCUCAAAGAAAGCCGAAGGCACAACAAAGACCUUCCUAUAAAAGGACAUUGGAGGCUGUUAAUCCAGCUGGUAUUAGAAGUAGGCCAGACAGACUCUGUCCAUACAAAAAGAUAAGAGUGAAUACACCUGAGGCCAAAGAGAAGGAGGCUCCCUGUGUGAGGAGCUUUAGUACUGGUCGCUCCAGGGCUGUGGGGGAAUCUGUCAGAGUCCAGCAGACGUUGCCACUGAGGAUUUCACCGGAGGCCCAAGAGAAGAUGGAUAUCCCUAUGAGGAGUCCCAGUCCCACCAAAUGCUCCAAGGGCACCGGUGGAAAGCCCACAAGAGUCAAGCGGAAUCUGAUAGAAGGCUUGGAAGCCCAACAAAGACCUCUGAAUAAAAGGAAAUGGAAGGCUGUUAAUCCGGCCAACAUCAGAAGCCCAGACAGCCUCCAUCUAGACAGAAAGAGAAGAGUGGACCUAAGUGGAGAGCAGACAAACAGAGACGACAAAUCUUUGGUUGUCAUCCCACAACGAAAAAACAGAGCAGGAAGAAGAAACAGGAGAGGCAAAGGAAAUCCUACACAGGGUGCAGAGGAAUGCCGACACCCAGAAUACCCUGUUCAUGACGUGAAAAAGACCUGGAGAGGAAGGAGAACAAAUGAGAAGUGUGAACUACUGUCUCCUACUGAGAGACGCAGGUCAUUCUUUGACAAAAGGGGAAAAACUGGACGAAAAAUGGACAGCACGCCAGCUUGCCGUCGCUUCAGACCCUCUCACCAAAGAGAGCAAAAUGGACUGCAUUUCAGAAGAUGGAUAAACCCACAUAACAUGCAUGUCACUGUUCAGUCUUCAUGAGAUAAUUAAAUGAAUGAAAUAAAUGUCAUUUGUUGAUAUUCCCUUAACUAAUGUGUCUCACUAUUCAUUGGUGUCUCUGCUCAUUUACAGUUUCUAAUGUGUCCACCUUUUAAAGACACUUCUAUUUAAUUUAAAAUAUACCUCUUUGUAAUUUAAAGAUAUGCAGAAAAUGAACCAUACAAAAAAAAAUGUAUUGGCCAGACUAGAGCAUAACGCAGGGUUCAGACAGGAGGCGGAAGCACCCCAAUAUAUCAACUCUCACGCAAGCAGUAGCCUGGCUUUUCACACCAGACGUGCAUUUCUACGGGGGGAAUCAAAACUCCAGGAGUGGGGAGAGGGGCAGGAAAAUCAAAAGGGUUGGCAAGCUUUGGAUGCAUAGUAUGAAAGAUAUGGGCAUUUACCAGGCAGGAUAGGUCAAAUGAAAGAAGGCUACUGAGAUGCAUUAAAGGAAAUGCAGGAUCAAGUGUUUUUGAGGCUUGACUUCAGAAUCAGAAUCAGAAAUACUUUAUUGAUCCCCGAAGGGAAACUCUUUGUUACAGCAGCUCGCCUUUACGUCAGUGCACACAGGAGAAAGUACUAGCAAAAAAUAUAAUACAA
Molecule: messenger RNA, 3685 nt
Organism: Siniperca chuatsi (mandarin fish)
Lineage: Eukaryota; Metazoa; Chordata; Actinopteri; Centrarchiformes; Sinipercidae
Exons: 9
Coding region: 968-3088 (706 amino acids)
Source: RefSeq, a predicted model, not a curated record